Arachis stenosperma is the source of this 2006-nucleotide messenger RNA. Its product is annotated as nucleolar protein 56-like. Gene Ontology annotation, cellular component: box C/D methylation guide snoRNP complex; small-subunit processome. NCBI's taxonomy places the organism in Eukaryota, Viridiplantae, Streptophyta, Magnoliopsida, Fabales, Fabaceae. Gene Ontology annotation, molecular function: snoRNA binding. The record is from RefSeq and is a predicted model, not a curated record. The transcript has 8 exons. Bases 142 to 1827 code for a protein of 561 amino acids.
AAUGAACUUAUUUCAUAAACUAGCGGCAGCCACUGCAAAUUGCAAACACAGCCCGGGGCUCUACUCUACUCUCUUUCUACGACUAAGUGCUGAUUGUUACAUGAUACUCUGUUAAACUGUUAGGGUUUCAGCGUCUCGGAUAUGGCGCUGUUCCUUCUCUACGAGUCUGCUUCGGGCUACGCCCUUUUCGAGGCUCACGGCCUCGACGAAAUCGGUCAGAACACCGAAGCCGUUCGGAGCUCCGUUUCCGAUCUCAACCGCUUCGGUAAGGUCGUCAAGCUCCGCUCCUUUAACCCUUUCACCUCCGCCCUCGAUGCCCUCAAACAGUGCAACGCCGUCUCCGAAGGCAUAUUGACCGAUGAGCUGAGAACUGUCUUGGAGACUAACUUGCCUAAAGUGAAGGAAGGAAAGAAGGCCAAGUUCAGUUUGGGUGUUUCGGACCCUAAGAUUGGUUCUCAGAUAUCUGAAGUCACCAAAAUUCCCUGUCAAAGUAAUGAUUUUGUGAAUGAGCUGCUCCGUGGAGUGAGGCUCCAUUUCAAUAAGUUUGUUGGUGACCUCAAGCCUGGAGAUUUGGAGAAGGCACAACUUGGUCUGGGGCAUAGCUACAGCAGAGCCAAGGUGAAGUUCAAUGUUAAUCGGGUUGACAAUAUGGUCAUCCAAGCAAUCUUCCUUCUCGAUACACUUGAUAAGGACAUCAAUUCAUUCUCCAUGAGGGUCAGAGAAUGGUAUUCAUGGCAUUUUCCUGAACUGGUGAAGAUUGUGAAUGACAAUUAUCUUUAUGCGAAAGUUGCAAAAUAUAUUGAGGAUAAAGCAAAGUUGUCCGAAGACAAUAUUCCGGCUCUAACUGACAUAGUUGGAGAUGAAGAUAAGGCAAAGGAGAUUGUUGAAGCUGCCAAGGCCUCCAUGGGACAGGAUUUAUCCCCAGUGGACUUGAUUAAUGUCCAUCAAUUUGCACAGAGGGUAAUGGACCUAUCUGAGUAUAGGCGGAAGUUGUAUGAUUACCUGGUUUCUAAAAUGAAUGACAUUGCCCCAAAUUUGGCCUCUUUGAUUGGUGAAGUUGUUGGUGCACGAUUAAUAUCUCAUGCUGGUAGCCUCACAAAUUUAGCGAAGUGCCCAUCUUCAACCCUUCAAAUUCUUGGUGCAGAGAAAGCUUUGUUCAGGGCACUAAAAACUAGAGGAAAUACUCCCAAAUAUGGUCUGAUAUUCCACUCUUCAUUUAUUGGUCGAGCAUCUGCCAGAAAUAAGGGUCGAAUGGCUCGCUAUCUUGCAAACAAAUGUUCAAUUGCAUCACGGAUCGACUGCUUUUCUGAAAGGGGUACAACCGCUUUUGGGGAGAAACUUCGUGAACAAGUUGAGGAGCGACUUGACUUCUACGACAAGGGAGUUGCCCCUCGUAAAAACAUAGACGUCAUGAAGUCUGCCCUUGAAAGUGUAGUGAACAAAGAUACAGAAACGGAUACACAAGAAGUGCCAGUUGAAGCAUCAGGAAAGAAAGACAAGAAGAAGAAGAAGCAAAAAGCUGCUAAUGUAGAUGAAGCUGACGAAAUGGCUGUAGUAGAUAAAGCCCCAGAAACUACAAAUGGUGAUGCAGUGGAGGAUCAUAAAUCAGAAAAGAAGAAAAAGAAAGAAAAGAGGAAAUUGGAACAGGACAUGGAGCUUGACCAGGCCGUAGGUGAUAGUGCUGCCGGUGAUCAAGAUGGAACAGCUAAAAAGAAGAAGAAGAAGAAGACAAAGGAUAAGAGAGACGAUGAUGAUGGAGAAGUACCAGAGGCUGUUACUGAGACUAAGAAGAAGAAAAAGAAAUCAAAAAGUAAGGAUGCCGAAUAAGCUGAAAACUGUUUUUUAACUAUUGAAAGUCAAAUUUGUUCUGUUAAGUUUUUAACUUCAAACUCUUGCCGGGUGCUCCUGCACAUGUCUAGAUUAGUGUUGACUGCCUUUCAUCUAUUAUGCAAAAUUUUGCCCUACCAUGUGUCGUUAUAGUAAUUCGAAAAUCUUCUAUUACAUAA